AUGAGCCAAGUUGGAGGUUCUACUUCCAACCUGUUACCUUCUCGAUGCUUAGCUGUCCAUAAUCGAUGGUGGGGUGGUAUCGAUCUCGAUCGACUGCUCAGCUGCGCUCAACAGCUGAUCUUUGAAAAUGGCGCUGAUGAGGUGAACGAGAAGAGACGGCCUGGUGGAUUCUGGUGGUUUCUGUUAGAAGAGACGGCCUGGAGCUUGGGAACAAGGAAAAUCUUAGACAAUGCUCUACUGAAUGCUACUGAUGUUGACAGUCUUAAAAGUUCUCUCAUUUAUACUGUUUUAUCUGACGGUAAUGGUAAAGUUGAAAAAGUUACACAAUCUGGCAUUACUUCAUGGAGGGGGAGUGGCUGUGUGCCGCCUCAUUUCCUUAGGCUACCUCCUGGUUCACCUUUCCUUCUCCUCACUCCUCAGUCUCUUGAUGACCUGCGCUGCAAGACGUUGUCCAGCCAUUUUGCAAUCUUAGGAGAGCAGCAUCAGUCUGACGAGAUUAUCAUCUGUUGGUUCUGA
Molecule: messenger RNA, 516 nt
Organism: Nezara viridula (southern green stink bug)
Lineage: Eukaryota; Metazoa; Arthropoda; Insecta; Hemiptera; Pentatomidae
Source: the annotation of a GenBank genome assembly